Osmia lignaria (orchard mason bee) is the source of this 4325-nucleotide messenger RNA. It is a transcript of the gene timeout, whose product is annotated as circadian regulator timeout. Gene Ontology annotation, cellular component: replication fork protection complex. Gene Ontology annotation, molecular function: DNA binding. Gene Ontology annotation, biological process: DNA repair; replication fork arrest; DNA replication checkpoint signaling. Lineage: Eukaryota; Metazoa; Arthropoda; Insecta; Hymenoptera; Megachilidae. The record is from RefSeq and is a predicted model, not a curated record.
CAUUUUCCCGCGCUUUGGUCAUUACUUGUUGCAUUUAACAUUUAGUGUGUACUGUGUUUGCUAUAAGUGUUGUGCAUUUUUAGUGACAGUAUGAAGAAAUUAGUACCUUUUUAGUUCAGAUAUCUGCUGUAAAUGUAUUCCAAAGAAUUCUAAAUAUCAUUACAUAGAAAUUCUGAGUUGAAUAACUUAUAUUGCAAAGAGAAUCAAAAUGUCAGAUUAUCUUUCUACUGAACUUGCAGCAACAUGUGCUGCACUUGGUUAUUAUGAUGGGACUAAAUAUCAUUUAGAUAAACACUGUUUAGAUGUUAUAAAGGAUCUUAUUAAAUAUCUAAGAAGGGAUAAUGAAAAUCAUGUUGUACGCCAGUUUCUUGGGCAAACAAAAUUACUUCAAACUGAUCUUAUAAAAAUUUUUGUCGGUCAUUCUGAUAAGUUAGAACUUUGGGACGUAUUAUUAAGGUUGAUUAUCAAUUUAACAAGUCCAGUCUUCUUAGUUUUUAAUGAACAAAUACCUACCGAUAAGAUACAAUAUGCUACCUAUCAAAAACUUGUUGCACAUACACAAGAUUACAAAGUGGCAUUAACAGAUGAUCGUAUAUGGACAGCAUUAAGUAAUCGUUUAAGUGAAAUUCUUAAAAUAGAUAGUAUGGAAAGGGGGGAAGAGAAAGAAAUGAUUAUUGAAAGAAUUCUUGUUUUUAUCAGAAAUGUAUUGCAAAUUCCUCCAGAUGAAAAUGAAAAACGUGUUGAUAAUGAUGUUACAGUUCAUGAUGAGGUUUUAUUUGCACUACAUGCAUCUGGAGUUGUUGAUUUGUUAUUGUUUAUCGCUAGUAAUAGAGACGAACAACAAUAUCAUUUGCAAGUAUUAGAGAUUGUAUCGCUAAUGUUACGCGAUCAAAAUGCGAGUCAGUUAGCAAAGUCCGGGUUGCAACGUAGUACAACUGAAAAAGAAAGAGAUGAGGCAGUACUUUUAGCUGCUCGACUGAAAGAAAAACAAGAGAAAAUGGAAAAGGUCAGAAAAUAUACAAGUUCCAGACAUUCGCAUUUUGGCGGCACUUACGUCGUCGAGAAUAUGAAAGCAAUCGGGGACAAUCAGCUGUUAUGUCACAAACCUUACCAGAAAAUCGAGGCAUUAAAUUUUAGCAAAGACAAGAAUAAAGUGUCAAAACCAAAAAACAAAAGGCCUAUGAAAGACCCGAGAAGUGAACGUACGUCCACGUUGAGCGUGAGGCUGUUUUUGAAAGAAUUCUCUGUAGAAUUCCUGAACGCUGCUUAUAAUCCUGUAAUGAAACACGCAAGAUCCUGUAUCGUCGGCGCGAAUCAUCCUGAACCGAGUGAAACGGCUUGUUAUCUUUGGGCCAUGCGUUUCUUCAUGGAGUUCAAUCGGAAUUACAAGUUCGAAGUAAAAUAUGUGAGCGAAACAAUAUCCACGGAAACAUUUUAUUUAGUACAAAAACAGAUGGAUCAGUACUACGAGAUGAUGACUGUUGAUAAAAAGAAAAUCCCAGUUUGGUCUCGUAGAUUACACGUAGCAUUAAAAGCGUAUCAGGAACUUUUGCACACCUUGAUGGCGAUGGAUCAGAGCAAGGACCGAGGUGUUCGAGAAUCCAGCAAAGUUAUCAAAAGUAACGUGUUUUAUGUCCAGGAGUAUCGAGAAACUGUUCUUUCACAGCUACUUUGCUUCGACGAAGUUAAAAUGUCACGACAAUAUUUGAUCGAUCUGAUAACGACAGCGCAUAUUUUCUUAAAAAUGUUGGGACAUUAUUGUGGAAAGAGCAGUCGUAGUGUAGUAGUCCAAAAAGUGAAGCAUAAACGACACAAGAGUGGAAAUAAGAAAAAUCAGAAAAAAACGGUGCAGAGAGAACAAGCUCCGCCUCAAUGUUUAGAAGAACGUUGGGACGAUAUCAGUCCUCAGUUGUCUGUUGUCAUGCGAGAAGGAACGAUACCCGAAGUCGUUCCGUUUGAUGCGACUUUGGAUACGCCUAUAGAAGAUCAAAAAGUUGAUGCUAUGAAGAAAGUUCAGAAACUGCUACGAUCGAAAUCUUUGGAACAAGCUGUUGGUCUCCUUCGUGCAGCAAGAGAAGUUUGGACGGAAAACGACUGCUUUGGAAAAGCUGAUAUUACACCGGAGGAGGAAUUCUUAGCGCUACGGGACAUCUUCGUUGCAGACCUGGGCGUGGAAGAUGAUCCUGUUACACAAAACGAGACGAAUCAGCAGGAAAAUAUCGAGAAUCUUUUUAAUAACGUGUCAGAGGAAGAAGACGAGGAGGAAGAAUCCCAACCAGAUUCUGUAGCUGUGGAAACUAAUUUCAAUUUUCCUGAAUUCGUUCAGAGAUUCGCCAAUGUGAAAAUUGUUAAAGCUAUGUUGGUUCUGCUGCAACAAUUUGAUAAAAACACGGACGACGUAAACCAUUAUGUCAAUAAAAUGCUUCAUCGAAUUGCUUGGGAUUGUAAAAUGCCAGGAAUGAUGUUUCAGGCAUCUAUGUUCCGCGUUUUUCAAAGAAUUCUUGAAUCGAAACAUCCAGGUCACAAGGAACUUCAAAAGUUCGCUGUCUUCAUAAUCCGACGUUUUAUCGAAGUCGCCCAGAAGAACCAGAAAGCGUACAUGGAGCUGCUCUUUUGGAAGACCACUCGUGACGCGGCUGAAGUCAUCGAUGGUUAUAACGCAGAAACGGAUAACAAGAAAGUUCCGCAGCGCUCCUGGACCGAGGCCCAAGAGGACGAGUUACGCACGCUCUUUAUGGAACAUCAGACUAACAACUAUCCUCAGGAUGUCAUUGAUUGGAUAUUAGAACAUAUCAAUCAAGAACGAACACGCCGUGGUAUUAUAAAGAAGCUGAAAGAACUGUGCUUGAUUGUCAAUUCUAAGAGCGUUCGAAAUGAGAUUCUAAAGAGGCUUCCGACAGAAUGGUCAAAGGAUGAAAUUACUCAGCUCACAGAACUUUGGGAGCAGCUAAAAGAUGAUGAAGAUCCCGUGGAGCUGAUCUUCAAUGGGCUUACAAUAAAGCGGCCGAAGCCAAAGAUCAAGGAGAAGCUUUUGGAAUUAGGAUUGGCCACGGAUCGCAAGGAGCUGCGCAAGAAACGAUCCAGAAAAAGCAACCACGGUAAAUCGUCGUGGGAAACGCAGUCUGUUAGUAAUUCUGAAGAGGAUGAAAGCAGCGACGAAGAAGCUGGAAAAUCCUCGACCCGUAAGAACAAGGCUCCCAAUAAACCAACCAGCAAAAAAACAAAGAUGGGCAAGAGGAAUCAGCCAACUAUGGUUUACACGAGUGCACAGUUAUCUGGAUUGUUGAAGGAUGUCAUCCAAAAAAAUAUGAACGAAGCACUAGAAUGGAUCAAGGAAUCCCUGCAGGAUGUCCUAGACGAUCGAGACGAGGAAAGCUCCGAAGGUAUCCCUUUAGUCCCAUUGACAGAUUAUUCGGCGGCAGCGAUGGAUUCACCGAGCUUUCAAAAGCUUAUUCGAGCCAUGGGAUUCACACCUCCUGCUGAUGAACAGGAAUCUUAUUGGCGUAUACCAUCUAAUAUCCUUAAUUCGACGAUUCAGAAGCACUGCAACCUUAUCGACGCUGCACUCGCAGGGAACUUCGUUGUUGAAGAACCCAGAGCAGCUUCAACCGCGGGGGAAAUUGAUAGCGAUAGAAAUAAUGAAAGUGACGAUGAUGUCGAUGUUUUAGAAAAUAUUAGAAAAUAUUUCAAAUCUACAGCCGAACCAGAACCAUCCACUUCUCGCCAGCCUGAUUCUGAAUCCGAUGUAGAUUUCGAAUCGAUUACAUCGAAAAGUAAAAUUUCUUCAAAAUCGACGGAACAGAUCAAUAUUGAAGUUGAAAAACCGGAAACGAGAAGUUCGCAGACUGUUGAAAUUACAGAAAAACCACGUACAGAGGAAAGAAAAGCUGGUGGUCGUGCUAAACUACUUAUCGACUCUUCUGAUUCUGAACUGGAAAAUGAGAGAAAUGUCCACGAUACUGAAGAUGAGGGAAAGAGAAAUCGAUCGGAUAGUUCGGACAAAGAAAAUGAAACGGUAAAGAAACGUCGCUUACUGGAUAGCGACGAAGAAACUGAACCAUCUGUUCAGGAUACUGAACAGAAACGUACCAGAAUGAUAAUUAGCGAUGAUGAAGAAGAAUCCGCUGAAAAACAACCUACUCAACAAAGAACGUCUCGCAUGAUAAUUAGCGACGAUGAAGAUUAAUGGAAGAUACAAUUUUACUCUUUUAAACACCAGUUUCAUUUCUAAUUUUUAAUAACAUUGUUCACUUUCUUUUAUAUAGCAUUUCAUAUUUUAUUUCUUUUCUUUUUAAAUAAAGAUGAUUCAACUGUUUAUAACAUUU